GGGGGGGUAUACUACAAAAGUACCGAAUAAACGAAGCACGAGGAUAAACCCUCAAUAAAUCUACUUCGACUGUUUUCUGCGUGUACGGAACGUAGAUUUAGCUGCAAUUUGUAUGAAACAAAUGUCACAUUUUUACCUUGCUCAGUGGAAGUGCUCUCGCUCGGAUUACAGGUAGCAGCCGAUGGAUUUUUACGCUUCGGCUAACAUAAAAAAUUCCGGAUGUCCAUGAUUUGCUUUGGGCGGAAAUGAGAAGCUGUGCACUGCGACUGCGCAAACUUUCGGAACCAAAGGGCAAAUGCCGCCGCCCAAUUAGUUCAAUUUGCCGCGGAUGUAACAUAAACAUUAGUCAGGUCAUUUGCAUAUUCGUAGUGCACAUGCGCCUCAAACAGUUGCGAUUAUAUAGGUCACAUAACUAUGUUUAGAACUUCGGAAAACCAACAUUUCAUGGAGUAAACAAGUGGGAGGCAAGUAAAACAUCGAUUGCUGGACUUGGACUUUAGACUGUCUUUCUGAAAUGGCGGACCCAUUAGAUCAGCUUGAGUUCAACCUUACAGAACUUUUGAGAGAUUACAAAGACACCAAAGAGGUCUUGAGAGCACUUCAAGCUUCGGUUGAUGUCUUCUUUCUUUUCACUAUGUCUAUCAUAAUUUUCUUCAUGCAGGCAGGGUUUGCCUUACUGGAGUGCGGAGCAGUAAGAAGCAAGAACACCACCAACAUUCUCAUCAAGAACAUGCUUGAUGCUUAUAUAUCAGGAAUAGCUUACUGGGGAUUUGGAUACGCGCUUGCGUUUGGUGAGCCGGACAACGCAUUUCUAGGAUGGCGCUACUGGUUCAGCGAGGGCAUCCCUGACGGAAAACUAAGUCACUGGUUCUUCCACUUUGUGUUCGCAGCUACCGCUGCCACCAUUGUCUCAGGAGCCAUGGCAGAGAGAUGUGAAUUUAUAGCUUACUUCUUCUAUAGCUCCGUGAUUACAGGAUUUGUCUAUCCGAUUGUAACCCACUGGGCGUGGUCAGAGAAGGGUUGGCUGGCAGUUGGCUUUGGCGGCGUGGGGUAUCAGGACUUUGCAGGAAGCGGCGUAGUCCAUCUGCUGGGUGGGACUGCAGCGUUAGUUGGGGCAGCGUUUCUUGGUGCCCGCAUUGGUAGAUUUGAUGAUGACGGUACACCGAAACCUAUCUCCGGACAUAAUGUGCCUUUGGCUGCGUUAGGUGGAUUCAUCUUGAUGUUCGGAUUUUUCGCUUUCAACGGAGGUUCGCAGGCCUCAGUCUCCAAGUCAGGCGACGGUUUAGCUAUAUCCCACGCCAUGAUGAACACCAUCAUCAGUGCCAGCUUUGCUGCCUUCACCGCACUGUUGGCUAAAAAAUUUGGUCCUGCUGUGUACUAUUGUGAUCGCCAUAGCACUGACGACUGGAAGUUAUUGAGCACGAUUAACGGUGCUCUAACCGGAAUGGUUGCCGUUUGCGCUGGCUGUAACGUGAUGGAGCCGUGGGCAGCUUGUGUGUUGGGUCUGAUCUCCGGCAUCACGUACCUGCUCUGGAGCUGGGGUGUGGAGAAAAUGAAAAUUGACGACCCCUUGGACGCCGUAGCAGUACACGGUGGCGGUGGGCUCUGUGGUCUUCUUCUGGCUCCUAUACUGAAAAUAGACGGGAUAAUCUACAACCCUAGCAACACCGAAGCUUGGUUGGGUUUUGGCGUAAAUAUGCUUGGCGCUGUUGCGAUCAUUUUCUGGACAGCAGCCAUCAGUGCGAUCAUUUUUGGAUCCUUAAAGGCAUUUAAGCUGUUAAGAGUCGAACAAGAACUCGAAAUAAGAGGACUGGAUGUCCCCAAGCACGGUGAACCUGCCUACCCGUCUGAGGCCUGGGGAGACGGCUGGAGCGCUGGCCACAUUAACGCUAAAGGGAAAAACAGGAUGAACAGUUCAGGUGGUCUGGAAACCUUCGUCCUUCCUGUGGUAUUGCCAGGCCAAGAGGGUGAUGAUAAAAGCGGGACUAGGAAAGAUAGUCAGGUUAACUUUAACUUGGAAAACAGCGACGCAGAUGGUUACAGCAAUGAAGCAUUUUCGGAGAAAGGGGAAAGCACCAAAUUUUGAUAUGCCUCUUCUGAGCGUAAUUACAUGCAUGGCGCGAAUCGACACUGAAAUCUUUUUUUUUAAUUAACUGAAAUGUUUAUUGCAUCGGCGACAGUCCAACUUGGAAAACCAUAGAAAGAGUCACAUUAUGAAGAUAUGGGGUAGUGGCAGUGCGUAAUUAUGGCGUAGUUUGCCACACCUCUAGCCGCCGGUGAACUGCUUUUGUUAUUUUUUCCUUAUUCCUUAUUUUAUAUAAACUAAAACAUAAUUAUAGAACUGCUCAAAGUAGAUAAGUAUAUUCUCUAUGUACAUUAUCAGGUAAUUUAACUUUCAGAGAGUGUUUUUUUCCUCUCGUUUUUUUU
This is a messenger RNA of Lingula anatina, 2427 nucleotides long. Its product is annotated as putative ammonium transporter 1. Gene Ontology annotation, cellular component: plasma membrane. Gene Ontology annotation, molecular function: ammonium channel activity. Gene Ontology annotation, biological process: ammonium transmembrane transport; ammonium homeostasis. The record is from RefSeq and is a predicted model, not a curated record. Lineage: Eukaryota; Metazoa; Brachiopoda; Lingulata; Lingulida; Lingulidae.